AUGGUCGAUCAAAUUGCGAAAAACGGAAGACAUAGAACUAGCGGCUCAAGCUUGGAACAAGUUCAUGAGAGGUCGAGUUCCUUUUCUCAAAUCGAUAAGAUGAAAAUUCUUCAACGAAAUACCGGCCAGACACGUAAAUCUAUUUUUAUGGAUGAUGAGUAUGACCUGAGUGAUGCUACGGGUACUGAUGAGGGAGAUGAAACUUCAACGAUCAACCGUAGCAAGAGAAAAAAUGCUCCUAACACUUUAGAAGGAAAAGAGCUCAAAACCCGGGAAGAAGAAGUAAAAGAAAAUGAAACACAAAAAGAAACUAAAGCUAAGGGAAAAGCUGAGGAAAGUGUGGUAGAAAAGAAAGAACUAAGUAACUACCUACUUAACAUGAACUGGAGAUAUAAACCGGACGGAAGCUUCAGAGCAAAGUUUGCGGACUUGAACUUCCAGCCCAGGAUAUCUAUUAUUGAUCGGGAUGCUGCAUACGGCAGCGAGUUUUAUGGCUUUUAUGUUGCAUUUUGGUUUGUCGUCGGGAUGUUUGUUCUCAAUAUUCUUGUGAAAUAUUACAAUGAACAUGGAUCAAUCUUUAGGUCCAGAAUCUUCAAUAUCAUGAUGGAGGAUCUCUGGAAGGUUGGACUUACUGAUCUUCUUAUGUACUUUUGCUCUUACUUCCCAUUGUUCAUACAUAAGGCGAUUAAAGCUGGAUUUAUCAAGUGGAGAAACACAGGUAGAGUCUUAGAGUCAAUCUAUGAGUGUGGCUUUAUGUGGGCUUUCUUGAUCAUAUCUUUUAAUCAGGACUAUCCUUGGAUUGCAAAGAUCUUUUUGAUGCUUCACUCGGUUGUUUUUCUCAUGAAAAUUCACUCCUUUGCCUUUUACAACGGAUAUAUGUGGGACGUUACAGGGGAACUAGAAGUCUCGAAGGGCUAUUUGAAGAAGCACGAUAACCUUGAUCCUGAAGUUGCGCAAGCACUUCAAAAAUCGGUCAACUUUUGUACUUUUGAGUUGGAAACACAGGCUCAGAAGGUUCAAUUCCCUAAAAAUCUUACCUACAAGAAUUUCUUUGAAUAUUCGAUGUUCCCAACUCUUGUGUAUGAAGUUUCCUACCCAAGAACCAAGCGCAUCAGAUGGGGAUACUUUUUUGGUAAGGCUGCCGGCAUAUUCGGUGUCAUUUUCAUUAUGGUUGCCAUUGCCCAGAACAAUAUGUACCCAAUUGUGAUGAGAUGCCUAGAACUGAGAAGAACUGCCCCAAUAAUGACAAGACUCAAAGAAUAUCCUUUAAUUCUUGUGGAGAUGAUUCCUCCAUUCCUUUCGAUGUACAUGCUAACGUUUUUCCUUAUCUGGGAAUUGAUAUUAAAUGCCAUUGCAGAGCUUUCCAGGUUUGCCGAUAGAGAAUUCUACAAAGAAUGGUGGAAUUCAGUCGACUGGGAUCAAUAUUCUAGAGAUUGGAACGUUCCGGUUCACAAAUUUUUACUUCGUCAUGUUUAUCACUCUACGAUCUCCAGCUUCCAUGUCAGUAAGACAACCGCAACAUUGGUCACAUUUUUCCUCAGCUCUCUUAUUCAUGAAGUGGCAAUGUAUGUCAUCUUUAAAAAAGUGAGAUUCUAUUUAUUGUCGCUUCAAAUGUUCCAGUUGCCAUUGGUUCAGAUAAUGAGAAGCAAACUUUUCAAAAAGUAUCCAGUGCUGGCAAAUGUUUUCUUUUGGGACGGAAUUGUUCUUGGUCCGACCUUACUUUGUACGAUGUAUUUAGUUUUUUGA
This is a messenger RNA of Brettanomyces bruxellensis, 1746 nucleotides long. RefSeq lists its product as uncharacterized. Gene Ontology annotation, biological process: ergosterol metabolic process. The transcript has a single exon. Gene Ontology annotation, cellular component: endoplasmic reticulum membrane. Gene Ontology annotation, molecular function: ergosterol O-acyltransferase activity. The record is from RefSeq and is a predicted model, not a curated record. Lineage: Eukaryota; Fungi; Ascomycota; Pichiomycetes; Pichiales; Pichiaceae. Bases 1 to 1746 code for a protein of 581 amino acids.